This is a messenger RNA of Telopea speciosissima, 1161 nucleotides long. Its product is annotated as probable mannitol dehydrogenase. Gene Ontology annotation, molecular function: cinnamyl-alcohol dehydrogenase activity; zinc ion binding. Gene Ontology annotation, biological process: lignin biosynthetic process. The transcript is spliced from 6 exons. The coding region runs from base 58 to 1140 and encodes 360 amino acids. The record is from RefSeq and is a predicted model, not a curated record. NCBI's taxonomy places the organism in Eukaryota, Viridiplantae, Streptophyta, Magnoliopsida, Proteales, Proteaceae.
GCUUCCAUCGUUUUUCUGGAUUUUUGUGAAAAAGACUUGAAGAGAAAAACAGAGAAAAUGUCGAAAUCACCAGAGGAAGAGCACCCUCGAAAGGCUUUUGGCUGGGCAGCGAGAGAUUCUUCUGGAGUCCUCUCUCCUUUUAAAUUCUCUCGGAGGGCAACGGGAGACGAAGACGUAUCCUUCAAAGUUCUCUACUGUGGGAUCUGUCACUCCGAUGUUCACUGCGUCAAGAACGAAUGGGGAUUUUCUACCUAUCCAUUGCUCCCUGGACACGAGAUCGUGGGCGUAGUGACGGAGGUGGGAAGCAAGGUAAAGAAAUACAAAGUGGGUGACAAAGUGGGCGUUGGGUGCCUGGUUGGAGCUUGUCACUCCUGCGACAACUGCAAGAACGAUCUCGAGAAUUACUGCCCCAAGAGCAUCCAAACCUAUAACUGGAUCAACGUAGACGGUACUAAGACCUACGGUGGCUACUCUGACUUGAUGGUCGCCAACGAGCGCUACAUCGUCCGGAUGCCCGAGAACAUGCCACUCGAGGGUGGUGCGCCUCUGUUAUGUGCCGGCAUCACUGUCUACAGCCCCAUGAAGUAUUACGGACUCUGCUCUCCCGGUAUGCACUUGGGUGUGGUAGGACUUGGUGGACUUGGCCAUGUGGCUGUCAAAUUUGGGAAAGCUCUUGGAAUGAAGAUUACAGUCAUCAGUACCAGUAUUGGCAAGAAGCAGGAAGCACUCGAGCGUCUCGGUGCCGAUGCCUUCUUGAUCAGUCGUGACCAGGAACAGAUGCAGGCUGCCACAGGCACAAUGGAUGGUAUCAUUGACACAGUCUCUGCUGAUCACCCUCUCCUGCCAUUGAUGGCUCUGCUUAAGACGAAUGGGAAGCUCGUUAUGGUGGGUGCACCGGAGCGGCCACUCCAGCUGCCGGUCUUCCCUCUGCUCAUGGGGAGGAAGAUGGUGGCAGGAAGCUGCAUUGGAGGAAUGAAGGAAACGCAGGAGAUGAUAGAUUUUGCAGCAAAACACAACAUAACUGCGGACAUUGAACUCAUUCCAGUCGAUUACGUCAACACCGCCAUGGAGCGGCUUGUCAAGGCCGACGUGAAAUACCGAUUCGUUCUCGAUAUUGGAAAAACCAUGACCCCCGCUUAGGCUUUUAGACCCAGUUGCCUU